AUGCUUCGCAGCUGGAUCAUUGCCUCUUUAUCUGAAGAUGUUCUUCCACACAUAGUCGGUACUUCGACAUCCUCUGAAGCCUGGACUUGUCUCAAGCAAGAUUUUGGAUCCCCUACCAAUACUCGUCUUCUUCAAUUACAUACUCAACUCCAAAACCUUCCCAAGGGUGACCUUCUUGUUGCCACUUACCUUCAAAAGGCCAAGCUUCUAGCUGACCAACUUGCUGUUGCAGGAAAACCACUUGAUGCUAAUGAAUUCAAUGCUAUAAUCUUCCGCAAUCUAGGGAAUGACUAUAGUGAUAUGGUCACUGCCAUGUCUACCAAAUUGAGUCCUAUCUCAUAUUCAGAACUUCAUAGUCUUCUUGUCAGUCAUGAAAUUCGCCUCCAAGAACAUGCCACUCACUCCACAAUUCUUCCUUCUGCUAAUAUGGCGUACAGGGGAUCAAAUUCCAAUUCGAACAGAGGCUCCUCAAAUCAGCACAACCGAAAUCCCUUCAAUUCGAACAAUCAAGGUUCAUCCAACUUCAACAACAAUCGCGGCUCAUCAACUUACAAUAACAGAUAUGACAAGCCCAAUGAUGCUUCUGCUCACAUUGCAUCCUUUCCCACUUCAAACAGUGAUUUUAGUGCUUGGUUCCCGGAUACUGGUGCCACUCACCAUGUCGCUCCAGAUAUUGCCAAUCUCUCUAUUGCUAAUAGCUACACUGGUCAAGAUCAAUUGAAAGUUGGUAAUGGUAAUGGGUUAAGUAUUUCUCAUGAGCAAAUAACAGGGAAACCUCUACUUCACGGGCUGAAUGAAAAUGGUCUCUAUAAGCUUUCCAACAUUGCCAUACCAAAUAAAAAUGACGGACCAAUGGUUCCAAUUAAUUCAAAGUCUAAUUCAUUUUUAUUGCCUAUAGAGCUACCUAGUUCAGCACGUGAUGUAAGGGCCUCCACACUUGGUAAUCUUUCUUCUCCUAUUGGUUCCCCUCCAUUAAAUUCUAAUAAUUCUCUUCCUUUAAGUGAUGCACCUAUUUACUCACCGAGUCUUCCCUCAAACUCAAAUUCCAUUUCAAAUUUAAAUUCUCACUCCAUUGUUAAUUCCCCUCCUAAUAAUGACAAUUCAAUUCUUUCCCAACAUGAUAAUAUUGCUCAUAACGUUACUAAUUCUAGUGGUCUAGAAUCAGUUGUGCAUUUGGUAGGUAAUCAAAGAGGCAAUCCCAGUCAUGGGCGUAAUGACACAAGAUACAAUCUUCACCCAAAACCCCCACCAAAUCCCAAGUAUACUAUUCCUCAUGCACUUUUGACAGAAGCUACCUCUCAACAUAAGCCCACAUGUUUCUCUGAAGCCAAUAAGCACAAGCAUUGGCGAGCAGCAAUGAAUGAUGAGCUCAAUGCACUGAUGCAUAAUGGCACAUGGUCUCUUGUUCCAUAUAAUCCUUCUAUGAAUGUUGUUGGUUGCAAGUGGGUCUUUCGUGUCAAACGCAAGACGGAUGGUACUAUAGAUUGCUACAAAGAAAGAUUGGUUGCCAAGGGUUUUCAUCAACAAGAGGGCGUUGAUUACACUGAGACAUUCAGUCCUGUUGUAAAAGCCACCACCAUUCGCACGGUCCUGUCAAUUGCUGUCAGCCACGGUUGGGAAACUCGUCAAUUAGAUGUAACUAAUGCCUUUCUCCAUGGCCAUUUAAAUGAAGAAGUGUACAUGAUUCAACCACCAGGUUUCGUUGAUGACACCAAACCUCAUCAUGUUUGCAAGCUUCAUUGCUCUUUAUAUGGCUUGAAACAAGCUCCCCGUGCUUGGUUUCAAUGCCUCAGUUCAUGUCUUCUCCAGCUUCAAUUUGUUGGCUCAAAGGUGGAUAGUUCAUUAUUCAUUUUUAAUGACAUGAGUAUUAUUAUUUAUGUUCUCAUAUACGUUGAUGAUAUCAUCAUCACUGGAAAUAACGGUGCCGCCAUUGCCAAUGUCAUCUCCACUCUAAGCUUGCAAUUCGCUUUGAAGGACCUAAACUUUUUGGGUAUUGAG
Prunus avium (sweet cherry) is the source of this 1998-nucleotide messenger RNA. NCBI's taxonomy places the organism in Eukaryota, Viridiplantae, Streptophyta, Magnoliopsida, Rosales, Rosaceae. The record is from RefSeq and is a predicted model, not a curated record.